AUGGUCGGUCAAAACCACAUUUUGAUGAACAUAGAUAGCGGUUCUAUUGUGUAUACUCCUCACAUUACUGGCACUUACGCCAUUCCCACGUCAAGCGAAAAAAUUUUACACGUACAAAUACCAACUUAUCAAGUUAUCAACUCUUCUUCUCCUAUCAUCUAUCCUACCAUGACUGAAAGUGAUUUAAUGUCUUCUUUUGUUCUCACUAAUGAGAUGCAACAACAAUUAUUUAUGGAUCAUAAUUCAAUGCAACAACUUCAAGAUUCUUUCACUGAAACUGAUUAUGAUGAUAUCAUGUUGAGAAGUCCUACUGAAAAUUUUUCGCAUUCUUCCGGUUUAGACUCCCAAGUAAACAGCCCUCCUGGUGAAUGUCAUAGUCCUGAAAUGAUGAACUCUUUUGAUGUUGAUGAUAUCUCUUUCGAUGAAUUUCUUUCCGAUCCUAAUUUGGAUCCUAAUUUAAUGUUUAAAGAUGAUUGUAUUCCUGAAAAUUGUGUCAAUGAUUAUGUUAAACUUGAAAAUCAUGAUAAUGAUGACCUUUUAAUGUCUCAUGUUUCUGAUUCUGAUUCUGCGCAAAACGAUUAUUCUUUUGAUUCUCCUGAAUCUCCAAAAAAUAAUUCUGUUACUAUUGGCACUCCUCCUCCUUCUCCUCAACAAACUUCUGACCCUGCUAAUGCUUCUACUGAUAAUUCCGAUUCAAAAUCAAAAUUAAUUCCUCCUAAAAAGCAAUCUAGUACAAAACCUCCAAGAAAUUUAGAAUGUUACAAUUGUGGUGUAAAUAAAACUCCUCUUUGGCGUCGUACUCCUGAUAGAAUGCAUUCUUUAUGCAAUGCUUGUGGAUUGUAUUAUAAACAAUACAAUACUCAUAGACCCUUACAUAUUAGAAAUAAACCAACUAAUAGUAAUGCUCCUUAUACUCUUCCGAAUGAAAAGGGUCAACCUAUUUGUAAUGCUUGUGGUUUAUAUGCAAAAUUACAUAAUAGAGAUCGUCCUGCUGCUAUGAGAAAAACAAAAAUUCAACGUCGUCGUCGCGAUUGGGGUGGUGCUAAUGGUAAUCAAAAUGGUGUAAAUAUUGAUGACUCCGUUUCUGAUGGUUCUUGCGAUUCAAAUUUACAACAUUCUACCUCCCCUAAUCAACAUCCAAUCACCAUUCAAUUAACUGGUCAACGUCCAAUAGUACCAUUAAUGAUUCCUCAAUCUCAAAUUACUUCUUCUCCAAUUACAAUGAUUGCUUCAAUUCCAUCUCUUCAACCUAAUUAUACAAAUGGAAUUCCUUAUUUAUCUUAUCACGUUGAACUUGAUGAUUCAGGCUUUAAAUCUUCUGUCAGUAAAUUACCAAGAGAUCAAGCUGAAAUUGUUCUUGAUACUUUGGAAAGACGAUGCCAAAUUGUCAAAGAUCUAUUGGUUGAGAACCAAAAUUAUUAA
Messenger RNA from Dentiscutata erythropus, 1422 nucleotides. NCBI's taxonomy places the organism in Eukaryota, Fungi, Glomeromycota, Glomeromycetes, Diversisporales, Gigasporaceae. The record is from the annotation of a GenBank genome assembly.